Molecule: messenger RNA, 2304 nt
Organism: Ectocarpus sp. CCAP 1310/34
Lineage: Eukaryota; Phaeophyceae; Ectocarpales; Ectocarpaceae
Source: the annotation of a GenBank genome assembly
GUCUGUCUGUUGUCCCUCUGUCUGCUGCCUCUCUGUUUGUCUGUCGUCUCCGGAGUAUCUGGUUGCUCCUCCUUCGUGAGGUGCUCAAUACGCAUAUAGAGGGCUGAAUCCCCCGCCUCCCCCCGCCGCCAGGGCCGCAACGACAACAACAACAACAACGGACGACGCAGCCCCCACAAAUAUCUCCCACCACAUCCUCACAACUUCGAGAAUUCAUCAGAUGCGACGAGCGAGACGGAGGUGCUGGUCCGUCACCCUGGCCCUCCUGCUAACGUACGCCGUCGUCAGCACCGUCCUUUUCUUGCGGCCUCCGCUCCACCCGGUCGGCCCCUCCACCAAACCCAGCACCACCAUCUCCGGCAAUCAGCGGACACGACAACAACCCAGGCUCCGAUCGGCUUCGGGGGCCGACUCGAUCGUCUUCGUUGCCCUGGGUCCCGCGGCGCGGUCGGCCUCGCUACUGUACGCCCUGACAUCGCUUAGAGACGAGGGAGGCUGGGACGGCCAGGUGCACGUGAUCGUUGAGCGCGAGGAUGACCUGGCCUGCCUCUCGUCGUACCUUCGCCAGUCCGUCACGGCCAUCGCUGUCGCACCACCGCCGCCGCCGCCCUCGACCGGCGGUAGUCUUCAUUCCGGUGGCGGGGACACCAGCGGGGUGGUGCAGAACGCCAAGAUGGCGAAGAUGAAGCUCCUGGACCUACUUCCGCCCUCGGUGGAGCGCGUGGUGUACGUGGACUGCGACGUCAUCACCCAGCGUCCUCUCGGGCCUUUCCUCGACGCCGUCGCCCGCGAGUGGGACGAGCUGGACAGAAAAGCGGCAGCGGCAGCGGCAGCGGCAACAGCUGCGGUGGGAGGGCCAGCGACAACCAGGCCGCCACCGAAAAACGGGGUAGUCAGCCCACGCUUGCGAGGAAGGCUUGAUGAUGGAGACGUGGUAUUUGCUCCUCCUCCUCAGCCGAUGAGCGGCGACGGUGACACCAACCGACGGUCGCCGCCGCCGCCGCCGCCACCGCCGCCGCCGCCGUCAAAAGUGAUUAUCUUUGCGGACGCGGGCGGGCACACGGUCCCCGUUUGCCGGGGCUGCGACCGGGCGCACUCGGGGGUGGUGGCCCUGGCACGUGGGCACUCCGAGCGGUGCCUGAAGCUUUGGCACGACGCUUUCGAGGGCGACGGCGCGGGAAACGGGGGCACGUCCACGGACCAAGAAGCGCUGGACGCGGCGCUCGGGGAGGGGUCGGGAUGCGAGGCGAUUAUGAUGGGCCGGCGGCACCUCUCGUUCAUGAAGGACGCGUUUGUCAUGGCCGGGCUGACGAGGACGAGCACAUUCGGCCACUACACGGGGCUGCUUCACCCGAAGACCCUGGGCAAGGUCUACCGGAGGUUUUACGAGUGGGCCCUUGGGAUGAGGUUCGAGGAGUGGGGGCAAGGGGAGAUCCAGGGCUGCGCGGUCGAGUGAUGAUUGAGAGGGAGGGCGGGGGCUGUGGUGGUGUUGUGGGCUGGUUCUUGUGAUUCGGUUGGCUCGAUAUGUUGGUAAAAGUUGCUCUGUUUGGUGAGCAGGAGGGCCUCGGAACAGCAAUAUUAUAUCGGGAAAGUUGUGGGUGUUUUAAUAUGACCGGGGUUGCUAGAAAGACGAAAGAUUUCUAGGGCGCUGAAGUGGGGGUUUCGCAUUAGUGGCAGCUAGGAUGACCGUGUGACUGUCCGUUCAAUGCUUACACUGUUUCCUAUGGAAGGAAUGGCACGAACUAGGGGGAGCUGGGGUGAGGUGGAUGGAACAAUACCGUACGUAGAGCUAAUCGCAUUUGACUGUGUUGAACGGAGUGUAAUUAUUUGGCUAGAAAAACGGCCGGGAGAGCUGGCGCCGCCGUAUACCCCUCAAUAGUUGUUUGGUUUUGCUCGGCUGCAGAUUUGUAUGACGUGAUUGCUCUCAUUAUUGAGCCCAGUACAACUUUGAUCACAGCUUGCUUACAGACGGAAACAAACAAAAUGGAAGGGCGGGUUGCAAGUCCAGUCGUCGGGUAUCGAUGCGAAUGUCUUCUUGUCUUGGCUGUCGGUGUUGCCCCGACACUAGUGGAAAGGAGAGGUUUGGCUAAUAGUUGGUAGGCGUUCAUGCGACGGUUCCCGGGGUUCUCGUCCAGAGCAAUCCUCCACUGGAGAGAAUGGGAGACUAGCGAUUGAACCUCACGUCAUUUCGUAUCAGCUCGAUUGGGCUCCUACUAUAGUAGGCGCAGGUGUUCGGUUCCGAAGUCCCGACAAAAGACUAGGUUCUGCAAAGGAAUCUGUAAACACAAAAUUGACCAAUGAUUG